UACACUGGAGAUGGACAGUUAUGUCAAGAUAUCGACGAAUGCAACAAUGGAAGCCAUGAUUGUGACGUAAAUGCGAAUUGUACAAACACUUAUGGUUCCCAUAGCUGCACCUGUAAGGAAGGAUACACUGGAAAAGGAGAGUCGUGCCAAGACAUUGAUGAGUGCAGUGAGGAUUUUGUCGUCAAGAUGAACGACUGCCAUCUGAAUGCCUCUUGCGUUAAUACCCAGGGCUCAUACAACUGCUCUUGCAAUCCUACCUAUAUUGGGAAUGGUUCUAUAUGUGAAGCCGAUCCAUGUUAUAAUUACCGCAACCUAAGUGAAGCUAACAGAAAAAGCAGUUACAGCACGCCGCAUGGUUCAGAGUUAUGUGACAACUCACUCCCUGAGGGAUGGUAUCGUUUUGUGGGAGCUGCAGGAACAAAAAUGCCAACAACGCGUGUGCCAGCAUUCAGAUGUGGUACAGUCUGGUCAGGCUGGUUGAAUGGUGCUCAUCCUACAGUGGAUAAUGAUGAAGUUUCAAGAAAGGUCUGCUAUAGUGAUCGUAGCUCCGGUUGCAGACAUUCAAGCACAAUUUCAGUUAAAAAUUGUGGAUCAUUUUUUAUUUACAAACUUGCUCAGCCCCCUAUUUGUUCUUCCCGCUACUGUGGCACGGACUAAAUCUGAGUCUAAUAACUUCACAAAAUGAGAUACGUCAUAAAGAGAUUCUUGUGAACAAUGUACUUUACGACUUACCGUAGCCCACUCCUUAUCGUAAUCGUUAAUACCAUCGUUAUAUAAGCUGGUGCAUAUUGCCAAUCGUUUUACGUCGGUGACAAACUGUUACAUGUUAUAUAUAUUAUAAGAGUUCUAAUGAUGGUGGGUAUCAAAUCUCAUUUGAUUGAUAAUUAAUAAGAACUGUCAAAGGUCCAGGUAGUGUCUUUAAUUAGAAAGUAAGUUUCUUGAUCCCAGAUACCGAUCGACGCUUCUGGUAUAAGUUGUCAUCCCAUAAAACAUCUGUUUAAAAGCUGGAUUAUUAGACAAUCACUAAAGUAUCUCGCCUCAAUGGUACCUUAAUACGUUUACUAUCAAUAAAUUCAUUAUCAUC
Molecule: messenger RNA, 1084 nt
Organism: Pocillopora verrucosa
Lineage: Eukaryota; Metazoa; Cnidaria; Anthozoa; Scleractinia; Pocilloporidae
Source: RefSeq, a predicted model, not a curated record